Molecule: messenger RNA, 1959 nt
Organism: Pogonomyrmex barbatus (red harvester ant)
Lineage: Eukaryota; Metazoa; Arthropoda; Insecta; Hymenoptera; Formicidae
Gene: Cth
Product: Cystathionine gamma-lyase
Biological process (GO): transsulfuration
Cellular component (GO): cytoplasm
Molecular function (GO): pyridoxal phosphate binding; cystathionine gamma-lyase activity
Source: RefSeq, a predicted model, not a curated record
CGAGAGUGCCACUAGAUUUUCUGUUCUUCUCCAUUAUCAGUCACGUGACUGCCAACGUUGCGGGGUGUAUAAAUUACUCGUCACUGAUGCAAUCGUGAUACUUCAGUCGGCAUUGUCCAACGAUAUCAACGUCAAUUCCGUGACUAUAUUUUCCUGACGAUCCCUUCGAGGAAAAUUCUCGUAAAUUUGUCAUUUAGAAGAGACAUUUCGUCAUUCAAAUCGCAAUGACUUCAACGGAGCUAGGUUUUGCUACAACGGCUAUUCAUGCAGGACAAAAUCCUUUGCAAUGGAGUCAUUGCGCGGUUGUGCCACCUUUGGUAAUGUCCUCUACCUUUCAGCAAGAUAGUCCAGCGCAACAUAAAGGAUUCGACUAUGGCAGAAGUGGCAAUCCUACACGAAAUGUGUUAGAAACAUGCUUGGCUGCUCUUGAAGGUGGCAAACAUGGCUUUUGUUUCUCCUCUGGUUUGGGUACUGCAACUGCUAUCACAUCCUUGAUGAAAGCGGGAGAUCAUCUUAUUGCUGGAGAUGAUCUUUAUGGUGGAACCAACCGUUAUAUACAAAAGUGUUUAAGCAACCAAGGUGUAAAAAGUACUUUUGUCGACAUGACUGAUGUGCAAAAUGUUGUAAAUGCGAUACAACCAAAUACAAAGAUGAUAUGGCUAGAGACACCGACUAACCCCAUGAUGAAAAUUACUGAUAUCAAAGCUGUCGCUGACAGUUUAAAGUUUUCUCGUCCAGAUAUUAUAUUAGUUGUCGACAACACAUUUUUGACAUGCUAUUUCCAAAAGCCCCUUGAUCUUGGCGCAGACAUAGUAAUGCAUUCGUUGACAAAAUAUAUGAAUGGUCAUUCGGACAUUAUUAUGGGUGCUGCAAUUACACGCCGAGAUGAUCUCGCAGAAAGAUUGCGAUUUCUACAAAAUGCAAUGGGUAUCGUCCCAUCGCCAUUUGACUGCGCCAUGGUAAAUCGUUCACUGAAAACGCUUGAGUUAAGAAUGCAGCAACACAUGAAAAACUGUUUAGCCGUAGCCAAGUUCCUCGAGUCUCAUCCCUAUGUUGAGCGAGUAUUGCAUCCGUAUCUCCCGUCGCAUCCACAGUAUGAACUUGCGCUUAAACAAACAUCGGGACACAGUGGAAUGCUUUCUUUUUAUCUGAAAGGUGAUUCAGUGAAGUUUUUGAAAGCAUUGAAGGUCUUCACCUUAGCUGAGUCUUUAGGGGGAUUUGAGUCGUUAGCCGAAUUACCCUCCAUAAUGACUCACGCGUCCGUGCCGAAAGACAUGCGGGACAAAUUGGGCAUAACCGAUCAAUUGAUUCGAUUGUCUGUCGGUCUUGAAACAGAACAGGAUCUCAUAGCCGAUAUCAAACAAGCAUUGGAAGCUUGUCAAUAAAUUAAUUAGACAAUCACGAAAUAACAAUAGCAGAUAUUUUAAUUUAUAUAUUGUAAUUUGUACUAUAAAUGUCGGAUUUUUAUUGUCAUAAAUUUCCGUAAUACAUGUGAAUAACUGCCUUAUGCAUUAUUUAGAUAUAUAAAGAAAUUUUAUUUUUAUAAAACAUUUUUAUACAUUCGACAGUUCGCAGAUUUACAUUAGGAACACUUGUAUAAUACAGCAAUAAUUGUAUACUUUUUGACACAUGAUCGCCCGUUCUGAUAUCUCUUGAUUUAUCAACGCUUAUCAAAUAGAUGUGAUUCUCAAAUUUAGAAACGAUAUAAGUUACAUUUCAGAAUGACAUUUAGUUAUUAAUGUUGUAUAUUACAGACUGCGAACACUAAUCCGCUUUUAAGAUCACAAAACUCGACUGGCAAUCAAUAAAUUUGACAAAUGUCAAUAAUUUUCAUUAUUGAUUGCACUUUAUUUUGAUACAUUACAAAUAUGUUACCACCCUGCGUUUCAUCGAACGCAGAAUAUUGCCGUAUAAAAACCGGAUAUUAUUUGUACUACCAAUGCAAUAUACAAUAACAUU